Messenger RNA from Myripristis murdjan (pinecone soldierfish), 7854 nucleotides. It is a transcript of the gene slc27a4, whose product is annotated as solute carrier family 27 member 4. The record is from RefSeq and is a predicted model, not a curated record. Lineage: Eukaryota; Metazoa; Chordata; Actinopteri; Holocentriformes; Holocentridae. The transcript is spliced from 14 exons. Gene Ontology annotation, molecular function: long-chain fatty acid transmembrane transporter activity; oleoyl-CoA ligase activity. Gene Ontology annotation, biological process: medium-chain fatty acid transport; long-chain fatty acid metabolic process; long-chain fatty acid import into cell. Bases 378 to 2309 code for a protein of 643 amino acids. Gene Ontology annotation, cellular component: plasma membrane; endoplasmic reticulum membrane.
GGCGGGUGCAGCUAAGAAAAUUAUAAGGUCAUUUGAAUUACUCUGACGAGCGAGCUUAUCAGCUACAAUGAGGCAAAAAACGCCAUCGGCUGUAACAAUGAACGGAUGAUGAUCGCGGGAGUAAAGUCGAGGCACACGGCCGGGCGCUUUUAACUCCAGUACCACCGAAGGAGGGGCUGCUUGAUCCGCUAUUAGCGGAGUUCCCGGUGUGCGUGUGUGUUUGUGUGUGGCUCUCUGAAGCCGGGCGAGCGGCGGCGAGGAGUGGGGGACCGGGCCAGCCUAUAAGCCGAUCAAGGUGGAAUCGCACACAACGAGUUUGGCGUCUGGAGAGUUUCUGCGUACAUAACAUAACGUGACUACGUGGGCUCGGUACAAGGAUGAUGCGUCUAGCGUGCUGCACAGCUCUGCUGUUUGUGCUGAGGUUGCUGGUGGGCUUGCCUUGGUACCAGGUCAUCCCGGGCAUCCUGAUAUUCUACCUGGGAGCUGGAGGAUGGAGCUUCAUACAGAUUUUCAUCAAAACCGUCGGCCGAGACCUGCAUGCGGCAAGUGUUCUGUUGCGGGUGAAGCUGAAUGUCAGACGCCAUCUCCGAGAGAAGAACACCAUCCCCAAGAUCUUUGCCGAGACAGUGCAACGCUUUGGGGACAAAACAGCACUGAUCUUCGAGGGAACUGGGGAAAAGUGGACCUUCCGACAGCUAGAUGAAUACUCCAACAGAGUAGCUAAUCUGCUGCUAGAACGGGGUUUCAAGGAUGGGGAUGUGGUGGCCCUCUUCAUGGAGAACAGGUCCCAGUACGUGGGCCUCUGGCUGGGCAUGGCCAAGAUCGGAGUGGAGGCUGCUCUCAUUAACUUCAAUCUGAGACUAGAGGCCUUGGUCCACUGUGUAACCAUCUCAAAUGCCAAGGCUGUGGUGUUUGGAUCGGAGCUGACAGAUGCGGUUUCUGAGGUGCACAGUUCCAUGGGGAAAACAGUUCAGAUGUUCUGCUCCGGAGACUGGGACCCCAAACGGGUCCCACAGGGAACCGAGUGCCUAGAGCCCCUGCUGGCUGACGCCCCCACCCACUUGCCCAGCCGGCCGCAACGCUGCUUCACAGAUCGCCUGUUCUACAUUUACACGUCAGGAACCACUGGGAUGCCUAAAGCUGCCAUUGUUGUGCACAGCAGGUUCUACCGCAUGGCAGCCUUGGUAUAUUAUGGUUUUAGGAUGAAUUCAGAUGACGUGUUGUAUGAUUGCCUUCCACUCUACCACUCUGCAGGUAACAUAGUCGGAGUGGGCCAGUGUAUAAUACAUGGAAUGACUGUAGUCAUCAAAAAGAAGUUCUCUGCGUCGCGUUUCUGGGACGACUGUGUCAAGUACAACUGCACUAUUGUGCAGUACAUUGGAGAAAUCUGCCGCUACCUACUGAACCAGCCGAUCCGGGACACAGAGCGACAACAUCGGGUGCGCAUGGCACUGGGCAAUGGUCUGCGCCAGUCCAUAUGGGAGGAGUUCAUCAACCGCUUCAAUGUCCCGCAGAUUGCUGAGUUCUAUGGAGCCACAGAGUGCAACUGUAGCUUGGGCAACUUUGAUAACAAGGUUGGCGCAUGUGGCUUCAACAGUCAGAUUCUACCCUUCAUCUACCCCAUCAGACUGGUGAAAGUUGAUGAAGAGACAAUGGAGCUUAUUAGGGGACCCGAUGGAGUCUGCAUUCCCUGUAAACCUGGUGAGCCUGGCCAGCUGGUAGGUAGAAUUAUUCAGAAUGACCCACUGCGGAGGUUUGAUGGCUAUGUCAACCAAUCAGCAACCAGCAAGAAGAUUUCCCAGAGUGUCUUCAAGAAAGGAGACAGUGCCUAUCUUUCUGGUGAUGUGCUGAUCAUGGAUGAGUGUGGCUACAUGUACUUCAAAGACCGAACAGGAGACACUUUCCGCUGGAAAGGAGAGAACGUGUCGACCACUGAGGUGGAGGGAAUCCUCAGCAGACUGCUGGACAUGAAAGAUGUGGUUGUCUAUGGAGUAGAAGUAGCAGGAGCAGAGGGCAAGGCUGGAAUGGCAGCCAUCGCCGAUCCCUCUCACUCCUCUGACCUGGAGAAGUUUGUGAAGGACAUGGAGAAGACUCUUCCUCCAUACGCAAGACCUGUCUUCCUCCGCUUCCUCCCGGAGGUCAACAAGACAGGCACAUACAAGUUUCAGAAGACGGACAUGCGUCGAGAGGGCUUUGACCCCAACUUGGUGUCAGACAGACUGUACUUCCUGGAUCCCAGCAGAGGGCGCUAUGUGGAGCUGGACGAGGAGCUGCACCGCUCCAUCGUCUCAGGGAAACAGAAAUUGUGAUAACCAGGCUGGCCACCUUAUCUACACACACGUGCAAGCAUGCACACACAAACAAAUAUACACAUAGACCCAGACACAGGGAAAGUAGAAAAACUGUGAAACCAGAAUAGCAGAGUGAAGAUCUGAUCCAUUGUCCAACACACUCGAACAGUGUCUGUAAAGUUAUAGCCAUACACUCCAGUACACCCUUGCACCCAUGCAAACACACUGGCAGUUUCAUUUAUCAACACAUUUACACACAUACACACAUGCUAUUCCCAAAACCACCUUGCUCCUUGGUCCCAAAAAACAAACUUGAACACUCUACCCUACCACCCUCUCCUCUCCUUUCCCACACACACAUACACACACACACUACUCCAUCCUUUCUGAAAUCUCCCAGGCCAUGCCUCUCGCUACCUCAGCAAACACAGAGAGGGGCAGCAACCCAGUAACCAGGUCUCAUUUGGUCUUACACCGCUAUAACUUGAAACAUCCCUCCAUCGCCACACAAUCCCUCCCCACAUGGACCUCCACUGACAUCCUCGACAACACCCCUGCCUCCCUCCACCCACUCCACCCCCAUCACGACAAAGUCCAACGGGAACCCCUGAACCUGAUGCUUUGCCAGAGAAGAGAAGAGGAGUGUGAGGUGCAUGGCAUCCAGAGUGAAAAAACUAGAAACUACAGAUAACCACAAACCCAUCGGACUUUGAUUUAAAAACAUGGAUACAGUACUUACAGUAUGUGGCACAAUGGAGGGACCUCUGAGGACCUAAACUGUCUCUCUGUUUGUUGUUUUGUCAGUGAGAUUGUUCUGUGAAGAGACUGGUGGUUCGACCGCAGACUUAACCUGCACAAUUAACCAGGAGUGACACACCGCUAAGAGGGUAACUUGAGGAGGAAAUGAGAAAAGGAUGGGUAAAGGGAAAUAUGUAAGGAUGUGAAGGGUUUCGGGGCUUUGACUUUUCACAUCCAAACCACGGUCAUUGAAGUUACUAUACACCGGUGGUUGAAGCUGAAAGUUUUUAUUAAGUGCAAUAGGGCUCCAGCGUUUGCAGUGCAAUAAUCAGCCACACCACAAGCUGAUAUAAAACAAAGCUUUCUAUUUAAAUGUCCGCAUCACACCAAAUAUAUUUAAGUUGUGGUUUUUUUAUGACAUAUUUAAGAAGUAGGUAGUAUGACUGAUUUGUGUUAUUGUUCUUUUAAAGCUUUCUUUUAUGUUGUAGUGCAAAUGUAUCAGGUUAUGUCUCUGCCACAGCGUCUCCGCUUGGCUUAUAACUUUAGAACGCACUUAAAGUCCUCAGCAGUGAAGCUGCAAUAUGCAUAUGAUAUCAGCCGCUGGAACACAAAAUGAUCUGACUGUUUCAACCCUGGAUUAAAUAUGAGGGCUGCUUUCAUGAACAUGUUUUGAUCCUAGAUUAACAGAAUUUCAGCUAAAAUAUUUUGUCCUAAGACUUAAUCCUUGCUCACGGAGCUGAUGUGCAGUGUGGCUUCUCUGGGUGUAUUGUGCAGGUUUUGUCCUAAAGGUUCACUUCACUUAUUGUAAUGUGUCUAUAUUCUUCUAAACCAUAUGUAAAGGACCUGACUGAAGACAGAAAAAGCACCGUUUGCCUGAUGUGGAAGGACUCUGUUUUCAACACAUUCAAUACUCUGGUGCUAAAGAGGGGUUAGUCUGCCAGAUUCAAGUGAGCUGAAUGAUCCAAAGAUUCAAAGGGAGGAGAUUGGAGCACAGGAGGGCGUGUGGAAAUUGACAAGAAUUGACAGAAGAAGGGAAACACACCUUGUCAUCAACGUUGUAUGUGUGCUCUGUGGUAGUUGUCAUCAGAGGUUGUAGCAGCAUGAAUGAGCAUCAUCGACCACAAGCAGAGCGCUGUGCCUUACUGUGAGUUCACCUCCCGCAUUCACAGGCCCUGGCCCACACAUAGUAUCCCAAGUGGCUCCCUGGGUUUGCUCCCCAUUUAGUCUUACAUUCCCUCUUUAUUUAGCUCCCAACUAUCAAAUGCCAUUUGUUUGUGUCCAAGUGUCCUCUCAUAGCACCCCAAGGUACUCCUCUUGUUUGGCCUUUAGCUGUCAUCCCCCUGCUACCACCUUUCUUUGACCUCUGUUGCUCCCACUCUAUUUGCUUGGACCUUAUCUUCCUUACAUCCUCAGUUUGUCCGCUAAUGCCUUUCCCACCUCUGUCCCUAUAGUCUCUUCCUUCUCUCAAUUAUCUCUCUAGCAGCUGUAACCUUAAAGGACCAUUCCAGUGAUUUUUGCAUGUUUAGCUUUUCCUAAAGUAAUCAUUCUUAUUUUAAAACUCUGGUAUAAUUUUUCCUGCCUUUAAUCCAGCCAUUGGUUUCCAUUCUUUAAAAUAGAGACUUCUCACUUUCUGCACACCGGUAUUCCAUCACCGUAGUAAAUUCCUCCACAUUAGUUUUCCUGAAAGCAGCAGCACUGUUGUGUUUUGGACUUGAAAUUCGAUGAAAUUGUCUCUCCACCACGGAAAAUAGUCCUCGGGGAAAAAAUUUGCUUUAAACAGCAAAUUAUCAGUUCUGUUUUUUAUUAACGGAGAUGACUUUGUUAACCACUGAAGCAGAAUAUUAUAACGUGUGUUUGCAGCAAAAAUUCAGAUUUGAAAAAUUGAGGGAUUUUUCUUAUGUGUUGUGAAAUCCUUAUUACCCCUGCAUGAGUUGCAGAAUGGUUUGUUGCGAUGUAAAAUGUGGGUAAAUUAUAGUAAAUGAGCCAAAUAUUCAAAAUCACUGGUAUGGUCCUUUAAUUUUUCCCCUCCUCUUCACACCUCAGCUGCGUUGUUUCAUAAAUAUUGUUUGCUCAGCAUCAUUCUACACCAUCUUUUUCUUCAUUCCUUUUUUUUUUUUUAUAACCUUGACCCUCCAUCCCUUUGACCCACCACCUCUGUUUGAUCCUUGCUGUUUCUGUCAGGUACGAUGCCUCACUCUCGCCAUAAUCUGCUUCAUCCUGCUACAUCAGCAUUGACUCAGACAUUGGUAAAAUAGUAGUCGGAUACAUUUCAAAUUGUUCCCAGUUAAUGAAGUCGGUCGGUAUUAUGGAAGCUUUGUUUCCACCUCUGAAAUGUUCAGGUGGUCUGGUGAUUCAAAUCAAGUGCACCUCAAACUACACACUCAAAACUGCUUUCUCCAACAUCUUUUUGCCGACGUCUGUUGUGUGUACUCUGCCAUCAUCGCUUGACUUUUCCCUUAUCUUUAAGGCUACUAGACCACAUCCCAAGUUGUCCACAUUACAGCCAGGCAGGUCUCAGUGAGUUGUUGUGUGAGAAGUAUUGUGGCAAGGCAAGUACAUAGAGAUGUAUGUAGUCACUUUGCUUUAAUCUCAAACACUUGCCCAAGCACUGAGAUCUGACAGCUGGCUGCAAUGAAGAUGACUUAUUCUUUUACUUAAUUUGUACUGUGGCAGUGCUGAGGUCCAUAGUAGUUUGUUUUCUGCAGGCUGAAUCUCAUCAAGGUAGAAUGGCUUCAUUCCGUUUUGUUCAUGCUUUGCACUGACAGAGUUGACUCUGACAGGUGCAGCGUGAGUGCUGUCACCUGCAUUUCCACUUCAGAACAGUCUGCUUGGAAGAAGAAUAUAAUUAAAAAAGAACAACAAAGCCUUUCUUACUGAAAUUGAGAUUCAUUCCUGCUUCUUCUGUAUGCACACCUGAUAAGCAGGUGGUCUUAGUUUAAAAAAAAAAAAAAAAAAAAAAAGUCUGUCUCUUUCACUGUAUUUAUUCUUAAUGAUGAGUGUGAAAUGUUCUCACGAGUGUUUGAAAAACAAAUGAGUGACCAAUGAUGAUGAUGUUCUUAACUAAAGCGUGAUUUAUGUAUCCGGGGGAACACAGUUUGGCUGUUAUGAUGCUUCUGACUCUGAGGGUUGCACCUGUCAACCCUGACCACCAGGGGGCGCAUGACUAAUCAGCCCCACAGCAGAGCAAUCUGAAUAAGAUGUUUCCAUUUUCACUUUUUUAAAAAUGAUUUUAAAUUAUUAUUUUUAAAGAACUGUUAAUUAUAGUUUGAUUGUUUCACUUCUAUAUGUGUUUGUUGUUGUUUUCUCUGCGUGAAAUCAUAGCUUUUUGUUUGAUGUAUGAAGGGGAUUUACGUGUGAAUGGAGGACAAUGGAAAGCAGCCAUCAAAGUCAAUGUUGGACUGUAAUGAAAAGGCAAAUGGUUUUCUGUUCCUUCUUAAAAGUCAUCAGGAAGCAGUAAAAGUCUGCCUCUUCUGCAUGAUAUUGCCUGUUGAUGCUGUUCUGAAACCUAUUUGUCAUUUCUCUGACAACAAGUAAUGGUUUGGCAGGGAGAUGGAGACGCAGGGAAGCUGGGUCCAAGUCGGUGCUUGAAAGCCAGAACAGUUCAAGUCCUCCAGGGAGUGAGCAGGGUGCUGAGGUUUUGAGUCUCCUGUUUGACCAGAGGGGGGCACUAGACCCUUGCCAAAAAUUAUAAUUGUCAAAAUGAUUAGGUUUCUCUGGACAAAUGACUGGUAUAUUCAUAUGCAUAGCAUUGCUUUACAAUGUAGUCUUUGGAUGAGCAGUGAUAAUGAAAUGCUCAAGUCCUUGAUGAAUGCAUGCUAAUAACCCAAGGAGCAGUGCAACUUAAAAGCUUUAAGCACUGCAUGUGGAAGGAAGAAUCUCUAUUUAUAUUUAAAAUUCAGGAUGUAUUAUUAUAAAAUGUCAUAUACUUAUUUUACCGGCCUUUGGACAUGUUUGGAAAUUGUUUAAAAUUACUGGAUCAUAUUUAUUUUAAAACCUGUGAGCCUUGGUGAUGACAUUCAGUCCUGUUAAUGUGAAUAUGGGUAAAAAAAAUAUUAUGAUUCCUUGAUAGUGGAUUAUUCAAUGAUUUUGUUGUAUCUGUUAUACAGUGGAAAUUAAGAGAGCCAUUUGUUUGUCUGUUUUUAUCCUUCAUUCAAGAAACCACUGAAAUCAGCAGCGUCCGCUUGUGACCAGUCUUGUCAGAUCAUAAUGAGAUCAGAAAAUCGAGAUAAUUAGAGUCUGUGUGUGUGAAGUACCUCUGAAAAUUAUUGCUGAUCAGAGAACAAGUCACCAGUGAGGCUCAUUAUUGUGUGAGUCAAGAUCAUUACACACCACUUCCUCGGUCCGUGGUCUCAUGGCUCAUGAAGACAGACUGGGAAUUUGUGUAUUUGAACUUCUGCGUGCAUCCCUCUCUGGUCUGACUGUCCCUCAUGCCUAUGAUCCCCAUCUGUCACUCAGCUGUUCAUAUAUUGCACUUUUUAUUUUUCUUUGUCUUUUUUCCAUGUGGUACUCAGGAACAUCAAGCAACGCUACAGAAAGAUAUUAGUUUGUGAUGUCAGCCUGUGUGUAUGUAUGUUUGUGUGUGAGUGAGAGAGAAAGGGUUGUUUUUCGUUUUGUUUAACAUUUUGUUGACAGGCGGCAGCUCCCAAGCAUGUGCAGAGUGUGUAGGGGAGGUCUGUGAGGUGUGCUGUGUGUGUGACACACACACUGAUGUCCUCUUGUCCAGAGAUGGCUUGCUGUAUACAUCAUGCUUUUCAAGAAAACUGAAGCAAAAGCAAUGCUGCAAAUGGCAAAAUCAUUAUUAAUAAAAAAAUAUAUUUAAAUUGUU